AUGGUAUCAAGGAGCGCUUGCGGGAAGGCUUGCAACAGCUUUAGUAGCAGUGAUAUAUCGCAAAACAACAUUAUACCGCCAUGGUGUUCCUCGGCACGACUUUCGAGAAAGAAAAAACGACCAGAAUUCACUCUAGAACGGGAUACACGUUCGUCUAAUACAUUACACGAUAAUAUCUGGGAAUAUCAUGACGACAAAGAUUUACACAACUUUGUAUGCGGUCAAAGAAAAACUGCUAAAAACUGCAGCAAGCAAAUGAAAUGCAAACAAAAAGGAUGCGGAAUCUGCUUUCAAUUACUAAUAUUUUUCCUCUUAACUCUAGGAUGUACAAUGACUUUCUGGAAGUACGAUUUGGUCGAUAGUGAAGAAUUAAUAAAAAAAGUUAUUACGAAAACGAAAUUCAUCUUUCCGAGCAUGGAUGAGGCGACAUCUGUCGACGGAUGUCGCCGCAGGAUGGGCCACUUAGCAGGAGAAUUGUCACGGGCUCAACGAGCACUCAGAGCGACGUUGCGAUUCCGAAGAACGUUGAUGCUCACCACGCAAUCUGUACAAGAGUUCAGCGACAAAAGCGUAAUGCAAAGGGGCUAUGUGGCUGGGGUAGGGGCUUCAAAAGGCAGUGACACGAGGGAGUGGGGGGGCCGGGUCGCGCUGUGGGGGGUGCUGCCGCUCUGGCGCGCCGCCCCCCCGCCGGACACCGUGCUCGCGCUGCGCCCGCCCGCGCCUGCCGACUGCUGGCCUUUCAGCGGAUCACACGGCGAAGUUGUUAUCGAGUUUGCACGUACAGCGACACUGAGCCAGAUGAGCGUUGAACACGUGCGGCCCGAUACUGCCCGGAGCGCGCCUAAAAACUUCCUCCUAUAUAGUAUUUUAGAAAAUAACACACGAGUGGAAAGUGCGCGUGGUGCCUACACGUAUAACAGGCCCGCCAAACAAUACUUCCCGCUCACCGCCCGGAGCCCGGUGAGACGCGUCGCGUUCACUGUACUCUCCAACCAGGGCAAUGAAAGAUACACCUGUUUAUAUAGAAUACAUUUUUAUGCAUCGGACCUUUGUGAGAUGCCGAUGUUAAUUGCUUUAAUGCCAGAACAAUUGUCUGUCAAAGGUGUACGAAUGGUAGUCAUAAAUAUUAUUCAUGGCAUAAUGAAAGUUACACAAAUGCACAACAGUACUUGCAACAGGAACAAGUCUGCUCUCGCAGAAAGGAUUAAUGCAUGA
Messenger RNA from Papilio polytes (common Mormon), 1215 nucleotides. RefSeq names its product sperm-associated antigen 4 protein-like (gene spag4). Gene Ontology annotation, molecular function: protein-membrane adaptor activity. Gene Ontology annotation, cellular component: nuclear envelope. The record is from RefSeq and is a predicted model, not a curated record. Gene Ontology annotation, biological process: nuclear envelope organization. The transcript is spliced from 10 exons. Bases 1 to 1215 code for a protein of 404 amino acids. Lineage: Eukaryota; Metazoa; Arthropoda; Insecta; Lepidoptera; Papilionidae.